AUGGAGCGACUGCAGCUGCAGCUGGCGCGCUUCUCCGAGCUGUUGGCGGUGGCCCGGGGACCGCGGGUGCGCGCGUGGGACGCGGAGGCGGUGCGGCGAGGCAAGACUGACAAGAACGCUGGCCAAUCGCAGCACGGGAAGGCGGGCGCUGCCAGGGCCGGGCCAAUCAGCGCGCGGCGCGGGCGGGCGGAAACGGCGGCAUGGAGCGACUGCAGCUGCAGCUGGCGCGCUUCUCCGAGCUGUUGGCGGUGGCCCGGGGACCGCGGGUGCGCGCGUGGGACGCGGAGGCGGUGCGGCGGGCGCUGCAUCCGCGGCCUGCUGCGCCUGCUCUUCCCGGGCCCCGACGCGCACGACCCCGGGGACGCGCUGCAGACGCGCCUGGCCCGCCUGGUCCGCCGCGGGAGCGCGCUGCACCUGCUGCACCGGCUGUCUCCGGAGGCGGGGGACGCUCUGCUACGCACGCACGCCGAGCUGCUCAGAGCGCGUCUGCGCGAGCUGGGCCACGCGGAGCCCGGGACGGGGCGCGCGCUCCUGGGCACGCUGUGGGCGCGCGGCCCCCGGGUGCACGUGCUGAGUGUUGCCGCGCAGGCGCUGCUGCAGCCCCCGCACGAGGCCCAGUCGCUGCCCGACCACGGCACCGACCCCGCGGCUCUUGACGAGACACAGGAGCUGCUGCAGUGGCUGCUGGGAAGCGCCGAGGUUACAACCGCCUUCUGCCGCCGGCUGUCCCCCGAGCUGCUGGCCUCCGUGGCCAGUCGCCACCCCGCGCUCUGCCAGGCCUACCUGCGCCUGCUCACGGUCUGGGCCGGUCGGCUGCGCUACGACCUGCAGAAAGGUGUCUGGGUGGGAGCCAGCGCCGACGACGUGUCCUGGGAGGAGCUGUGCAGCAGGUUCCAGAGCCUGUGUCGCACCCCACCACCCCUGCAGGCCGAGGUGCUUGCUGCCCUGCGUGCCUGCAAGGUGCAAGAUGGCGAUUUCGAGGUCCCCGGGCUGAGCAUCUGGACAGACCUGCUGCUGGCCCUGCCCGGGGGUGCAUGAUAGUGCGUGUGGGAGGAUGCAACUGCCCUGUGCCCCUGAAAGGCACGGGAUGGAGACAUGGAGGGCCCUGGGCCCAAACACCUGGACAGACAGACCUGCAACUCGCCCUGCUCGGUGGUGCACGACAGUGUUAAUGGGAGGUUGCAACUCCAGGUUCACACUAUUCUGUACUCCUGGAAAGCUCGGGAUAGAGACUUGGGGACCCCCGAGCUGAGCAUCUGGACAGACGGACCUGCUUCUCACGCUACCCGGUGAUCAACAAGAUGACUAGCUUGGCUCUCUCAUCGAGCCUCAGUUGCCUCUCGUGCUACUAAAGACUUGAAAAGUAGUUUACAAAGUGUCCUGUUCUUACUGAUGUCCUGUACUAAAUGUGUCGGAAAUGUCAUUAGGUACCAAUUUUAAGCAGUUUAUUGUACAAGUAGACUAUGCAAAGAUCUUGAGGUGUCAUGCCUUAGAUCUUUCUAGAUGUUGUAACUAGCUCAGUGCUAGCCAAGUGCUCCACCACCCAGCUACAUCCUGCUCCCUGGAAGUGUUCUUAAAACCAUGGAACUUUCAGCUUGUUUUGUAAAAGGCUACUUUCCAGAAAC
Molecule: messenger RNA, 1625 nt
Organism: Nannospalax galili (Upper Galilee mountains blind mole rat)
Lineage: Eukaryota; Metazoa; Chordata; Mammalia; Rodentia; Spalacidae
Gene: Fancf
Product: FA complementation group F
Exons: 2
Coding region: 1-1038 (345 amino acids)
Biological process (GO): interstrand cross-link repair
Cellular component (GO): Fanconi anaemia nuclear complex
Source: RefSeq, a predicted model, not a curated record